Messenger RNA from Mycetomoellerius zeteki, 924 nucleotides. RefSeq names its product protein PFC0760c-like. The record is from RefSeq and is a predicted model, not a curated record. The coding region runs from base 1 to 924 and encodes 307 amino acids. The transcript has 3 exons. Lineage: Eukaryota; Metazoa; Arthropoda; Insecta; Hymenoptera; Formicidae.
AUGCAAGCGGGUGUUGCGAGAACACGCGAUCUAGCCGGCAACGUCUUGUAUUUAUUCGAACUACAUAGGGCUGAAGAGAAUGGGGAGCCGCUGGAUUCCGUGGGGUAUGGCAAACUGGCCCGUGUCACGGAAUUCCCGUCCCCCGAGCAUGACGAAGGUACGACCCAGGAGGUCGCGCGCGAAUUCGAUUAUCGCGAGCACGAUUACGACGACAACUGUGGUGCCGAUGAUCGCUGCCAGGACGACUACGACGACUGUCAACACAAGGAUCGCACCGCUGCCGAGGAACCCAAUGACGACAAUGAUGAUGACUACGACAAUGACGAUGAAAAUGACGUCUGCGACGAGCAAGAUGCAGCUAAUGAUAACGGCCAAGUCGAUGAUCCUCGCCACGCUGAUGAUGAUGUUGAAGAUGGCAGUUAUGCUCGCCCCGAUUGUCGCUGCUCCCGGAACUAUCUAUAUCCGUCGGUGGUGCGUCUGGUGGGUGCUGGUGUGGUGGUGCGCCGUCUACCGAUCCCUCGUGUUACGGGUUAUUGCCGGCCGACCGGUCGUUCGCCUACGUGUACCCGCAGUGCGGUCGACUGCCGGGUAACUACCGAAGGUCAUUACCCGACUGACGGGGCGCGCGUCGACGACCAGUUGUCGUUACGUUACGUCGCGGACGACGACGUGCGCGACGGCGACCACAACCGCGAUCGCGUUGACGACGGUGACGGGGACGAGGACGAGGACGAGGACGACGACGACGACGACGACGACGAUUACGACGACAGCAACAACGACGACGACGACGUGCACGACGACAUCGGGGAUAUGUGCGGGUGCGCUACGUCCACGCGGCGAGGACUGGGGACUGCUGCGGGUAAAUCGGCACGGCGCGCCAAGUCCUCGUGUUCGGUACAUAGGACGCCCGGGAUACGGUAG